AUGAAGAGUAGAAACACUCUCCCUCGUCUGCGCUCUCCUUUCCCUCGCCAACUGAGGGAUCAGAGAGCACAGACAGGUCAGGCUUCUCCAGUUUUCAACUCAAAAAUCCAGUUUUUUCUCGUCCCGAUCCAAGGUGCAUAUAAAGAAGGGGUCAUCUAGAGACGCCGAAUAUUUUUACGACGCCGAUAUGGGCAGUCGAUUUGAUGCGGACCCGCCAAUCUCGAAUCGCUCGUAAAAUGGCGACGUCGCCGCGUCGGGAAACUCUUGCUGCUCCUUUUACAGAACGCCUUUUUGAUGACGUCACCGUCCUGUACGAUUGA
Caenorhabditis auriculariae is the source of this 320-nucleotide messenger RNA. The record is from the annotation of a GenBank genome assembly. NCBI's taxonomy places the organism in Eukaryota, Metazoa, Nematoda, Chromadorea, Rhabditida, Rhabditidae.